AGCUCAACCACGAAAAAAGUUGCCCCGCUGGUACCGUUGACCACGCCGUCUCUUCGCGACCAAAAUCGUCGCCAGCCUUCGCCAUGAGCUGGCUUACCUACCUCGCCGCUAUACCGCCAGUGCUCAUAAUAGCGAUGCGACUGCUCUCGCUCAUACUGCCCGCGGGGCCUGCGCAGCUCGUCUCUUACUACGCCUUCGCCCUGAGCUCCUUCAUACUGAUGGGCAUCUGUGCUCUAUAUGGUACCCUUGUGGCAAUUCCAUUGCGCAUUGUGGGAUACGGGGGCCUCAUUCAAUGGACUGUCGCGAGGGCGUUCAAGUGGUGCAUGUGGUAUGGCACCGGUGUGACAUUCCGCGUCACGGGAAGCAUGAAGAAAGAAGGUGGAUUUAGCGGAGAAGAUGCGCUCAAGGACCGCCCCGCCGUGUUUGUGGGAAAUCAUCAGACCGAACUUGACGUGCUCAUGCUUGGCUGCAUGUUCCCCAAGUACACGUCCGUCACGGCCAAAAAGUCGCUGAAAUAUGUGCCCUUGUUGGGUUGGUUCAUGGCCCUCUCCAAGACCGUAUUCAUAGACCGCGCAAACCGCACAACCUCCCGCGCCGCCUUCGACACGGCCGCCCAUACCAUGAAGACUACACGCCAGAAUGUCUUCAUCUUUCCCGAAGGCACCCGUUCCUAUGCCGCGAAGCCCGAUCUUCUCCCUUUCAAAAAGGGCGCAUUCCAUCUCGCCGUACAAGCACAGGUCCCCAUUGUGCCUGUUGUAUGUGGUAACUACUACCAUGUACUGGACGUCAAGGGCAAGAGAUUCACCCCGGGCGUCGUCGAUGUGACCGUCCUGCCGCCCAUCCAGACAAAGGGCCUGGGGGCUGAGCACGUGGACGCUCUGGUCAAGAAGACGAGAGAUGCUAUGAUGGACGAGUUGAUCCGUCUGAGCCACGUUUCGGGCACAGGCAGCAAUGAACCCCUGCCGCGAGCUACUGGUGUUGAUGGACAGGAACGUGGUGAGCUUAGGAAAAGGAAUUAAAAUACUGCAUAUGUCUUGUUUGCGCACCCAUUGAGGGGCGGGACAGAGCAUCCGGCGCAAAUGGCGUUAAAGGCUGCUUGACAUGCACCCGUAUUGAUAUCCUAAGGAUGGCGGGCUUGCUGUUGUUUGACCCUGAUGCAUAUACUCACAUCACAUAGGAUUCUACUAUUUUUUAGAACACGGAAAGUAGCUCAAUAUGUCUACGGAUAUGUUGACUAGGAGGAAGAGAAAAGAAGAUAUUUUAAGCCAAGCACACUUUUCAAUUGAAAUCCUGUUGGUUAUGAAUGCCUCAUGGCCAUGUUAGCA
Pyrenophora tritici-repentis Pt-1C-BFP is the source of this 1325-nucleotide messenger RNA. RefSeq names its product PlsC, 1-acyl-sn-glycerol-3-phosphate acyltransferase. Gene Ontology annotation, cellular component: endoplasmic reticulum; membrane. Gene Ontology annotation, molecular function: 1-acylglycerol-3-phosphate O-acyltransferase activity. Gene Ontology annotation, biological process: phosphatidic acid biosynthetic process. Lineage: Eukaryota; Fungi; Ascomycota; Dothideomycetes; Pleosporales; Pleosporaceae. The record is from RefSeq and is a predicted model, not a curated record.